CCGUGGUUAUGGAGGACCCUUGUGUGUGGCUUGGGCCUGGAGCUAGUCUAUGUAGGAGUAGGAGUGUGUGCAUGUGGCUUGUACGCAAGGGUCCUCUACAAAUGGCAACUCAGGAGGACACUUGGGAUCACCUCCUGUAGUGACUCUUGACUUGGGAAGCAGCAAAGACGAGGGUGGCCUGGAAGCCGACUGGUGUGAAUGUGUAAAGCACACUCAGUGUUACGUUCAGCAUUAAAAUACAGUUUCCUAUUUGGGCAGAAAAUCAGUUGAAAAGCGCAGGCAGCCUUCCAGGUAGCAGAAGGCAUGUGCCACCAAGGGGCUUGAUUUCAGGAGGGUGAGGAACACUGCUGUAGGCAGCCCCUCACCACUCCUGCUUCUGAAAGAGUGGGCACUAACUUAGUGGAAUCUCAGCUUUCAGUUCUGGCUCAGCCUGUUUCAGUUUCCCCAUCUGAAGUGUGUGCUGCUCAUCUCGGGGCCCCACACGGCCCCCUGAGUAGUUAUGAGCAAACAGAACCAAAAGGGCUGCAUGGGGCAGGAGGAAGUGGGGAACUGUGCUGCCCCUCUUGGUAGGUGACUGCUGGCACUGAGGCAUGGAAACCAGCACACGCUGGGCCCCUGGCACCUGGGGUAGGUACCCAGAAAUUGGCUGCUGAGGAAGCCGCUGGGUGACUCCCCACAUGAGAAUCUUAGGGCCCCGUUUUAGAGAAGAGUGAAGACAUGCCCUGGCCUGGGGUGGACUCUCAAAGGCUGUCCAGUGGGCCCCAUGUCACGUCGGUUUUACUAGGGUUCCAGAAGUCCAAACUUACAUAAAAUUCCCCUGUCUGUAACGCUGGCCGCUAGGACAAGUGCUCUUCAUGCGCCACAUGGGCCAGAUUCAACAGAGUGAGUGUGAGUGGCACCUGGGGACCUGAAUGCCUGCCUGGCUGCCCUGCUGUGCUCCCCUGCUCUCUGGCUUCACCCCCUCUCUGUAUACAACCCUGCUCUAGGCCCCACCAUGGCGCCAUUCCUGCGUAUCGCCUUCAACUCCUACGAGCUGGGCUCCCAGCAGGCUGAGGAUGAGGCAAGCCAGCCUUUCUGCGCUGUGAAGAUGAAGGAGGCGCUCAGCACUGAGCGAGGGAAGACAUUGGUGCAGAAGAAGCCAACCAUGUAUCCUGAGUGGAAGUCCACGUUUGACGCCCACAUCUAUGAGGGCCGCGUCAUCCAGAUCGUGCUGAUGCGGGCAGCCGAGGAGCCCGUGUCCGAGGUGACCGUGGGUGUGUCCGUGCUGGCCGAGCGCUGCAAGAAGAACAACGGCAAGGCUGAGUUCUGGCUGGACCUGCAGCCCGAGGCCAAGGUGUUGAUGUCUGUACAGUACUUCCUGGAGGACGGAGACUGCAAACAGUCUCUUCGCAGUGAGGAGGACGCCAAGUUCCCCACCAUGAACCGGCGCGGAGCCAUCAAGCAGGCCAAGAUCCACUACAUCAAGAACCACGAGUUCAUCGCCACCUUCUUUGGGCAGCCUACCUUCUGUUCCGUGUGCAAAGAGUUUGUCUGGGGCCUCAACAAGCAAGGCUACAAAUGCAGGCAAUGCAACGCUGCCAUCCACAAGAAAUGCAUCGACAAGAUCAUCGGCCGGUGCACUGGCACUGCCACUAACAGCCGGGACACCAUAUUCCAGAAAGAGCGCUUCAACAUUGACAUGCCGCAUCGGUUCAAGGUUUACAACUACAUGAGCCCCACCUUCUGUGACCACUGCGGCAGCCUGCUGUGGGGGCUGGUGAAGCAGGGCUUGAAGUGUGAGGACUGUGGCAUGAACGUGCACCACAAGUGCCGGGAGAAGGUGGCCAACCUCUGUGGCAUCAACCAGAAGCUCUUGUCCGAGGCCUUGAACCAAGUCAGCCAGAGAUCUUCCCGGAAGCAGGACUCGGGGCCUUCGGAGCCUGUCGGUAUAUACCAGGGUUUUGAGAAGAAGCCAGGAGUUGUUGGGGACGACGCUCCAGGUGAAGCUGAGUCCAAUUCCCCCACUAAAGCUCCCAUUUCUGAUCAGGGCACAGACAAGGGCCUAUUGAACAAUGGGACCUACGGCAAGAUCUGGGAGGGCAGCACCAGGUGCAGGAUUGAGAACUUCACCUUCCACAAAGUCCUGGGCAAAGGCAGCUUUGGGAAGGUACUGCUUGCCGAGCUGAAGAGCAAAGGCCAGUUCUUCGCCGUCAAGGCCCUCAAGAAGGACGUGGUGCUGAUCGACGACGACGUGGAGUGCACCAUGGUGGAGAAGCGGGUGCUGGCGCUCGCCUGGGAGAACCCCUUUCUCACCCACCUCUUCUGCACCUUCCAGACCAAGGAGCACCUGUUCUUCGUGAUGGAGUUCCUCAACGGUGGGGACCUGAUGUACCACAUCCAGGACAAAGGCCGCUUCGAGCUCUACCGUGCCACGUUUUACGCAGCUGAGAUCAUCUGUGGAUUGCAGUUUUUACACAGCAAAGGAAUCAUUUACAGGGACCUCAAGCUGGAUAAUGUGAUGCUGGACCGGGAGGGCCACAUCAAGAUAGCUGACUUUGGGAUGUGCAAGGAGAACAUAUUUGGGGAAAACCGAGCCAGCACUUUCUGCGGGACCCCUGACUACAUCGCCCCUGAGAUCCUGCAGGGCCUGAAGUACACGUUCUCUGUGGACUGGUGGUCCUUUGGGGUCCUCCUCUACGAGAUGCUCAUUGGUCAGUCCCCCUUCCAUGGUGACGAUGAGGAUGAACUCUUCGAGUCCAUCCGUGUGGACACGCCACAUUAUCCCCGCUGGAUCACCAAGGAGUCCAAGGACAUCCUGGAGAAGCUCUUUGAAAGGGACCCAGUCAAGAGGCUGGGAAUGACAGGAAACAUCAAAAUCCACCCCUUCUUCAAGACCAUCAACUGGAUUCUGCUGGAGAAGCGGAAAGUGGAGCCGCCCUUCAGGCCCAAAGUGAAAUCUCCCGGAGACUACAACAACUUCGACCAGGAGUUCCUGAAUGAGAAGCCGCGCCUGUCUCACAGCGAUAAGAACCUCAUCGACUCCAUGGACCAGACGGCAUUUGCAGGCUUCUCCUUUGUGAACCCCAAAUUCGAGCACCUCCUGGAAGGCUGAGGCUGGCAGACCUGUCCUCCAAAGCCCUGGGUGCAGCGGGCUGACAGCCUUGGCGGCACCUGCCACUGCCCACUGGACUGCAGUGACAGCCCCGCCUCUGCUGCCUCCCUGCUCCGAGGGGCUCAGCUCCCACUGGCUGGGCUCUCACGGUACUUGCUCUGUGAACUGUGUGUGAAUUCGCUUUCCUCUGGCCCAGAGGGAAACUGUAAAUCCUGUGUUUCAUUACUUGAAUGUAGUUAUCUAUUGAAAAUAUAUAUUAUAUAUAUACAUAUAUAUAUAUAAAAUAGGCUGUAUAUAUUGCUCAGUAGAGAGAAAGCAUGUGGGGGACUGGUGAUAUGUUGAUA
This is a messenger RNA of Fukomys damarensis (Damara mole-rat), 3435 nucleotides long. It is a transcript of the gene Prkcd, whose product is annotated as protein kinase C delta. The transcript is spliced from 17 exons. Bases 995 to 3091 code for a protein of 698 amino acids. Gene Ontology annotation, molecular function: ATP binding; diacylglycerol-dependent serine/threonine kinase activity. NCBI's taxonomy places the organism in Eukaryota, Metazoa, Chordata, Mammalia, Rodentia, Bathyergidae. Gene Ontology annotation, biological process: protein phosphorylation. The record is from RefSeq and is a predicted model, not a curated record.